This is a messenger RNA of Lotus japonicus, 1771 nucleotides long. RefSeq names its product polyadenylate-binding protein RBP47. Bases 184 to 1503 code for a protein of 439 amino acids. Gene Ontology annotation, molecular function: mRNA binding. The transcript has 6 exons. Gene Ontology annotation, cellular component: cytosol. The record is from RefSeq and is a predicted model, not a curated record. Lineage: Eukaryota; Viridiplantae; Streptophyta; Magnoliopsida; Fabales; Fabaceae.
AAUCCAAGGGUCGUGUCUUUUCUUUUAAAACCAACCCUACCGAUUUCGCGUCCUUCUCUUUUCUUCUUCUCUCUUCUCUCAUUUCAUUCUCUCUGUUCUGCCUCCAUUAGAAGAACGAAGAUAACAGAACAGAGAGAGUAAAAGAGAGUGAGAAGAUUCAACUAACUAACUAGCUUCUUUACCAUGGCUCAACCUAGCAACGGUUCCGCCGAUCUGAACCAAAACGCGCCGCCGCAGCAGCAGCAACCGCAGCAGUGGGCGGCGCAGCAACAGCAAUGGAUGGCCAUGCAGUAUCCUGCAACCGCCAUGGCUAUGAUGCAGCAACAGAUGAUGAUGUACCCGCAGCAUUACAUGCCUUAUGUACAUCAUCAUUACCAGCCUCACCACCAGCAGCAGCAAGCAGCGGCGGCUGCGGCGGGGGCGGUGCCUCAGCAGCAGCACCAACAACACCAUCACCAGCAGCAGCAGAAGCAGCAGCAAGGCGGUGGUGGUGGUGAUGAGAUCAGGACGAUCUGGCUCGGUGACCUUCAUCAUUGGAUGGAUGAGAACUACGUUCAUAACUGCUUCGCUCACACCGGCGAGGUUGUGUCAGCGAAGGUCAUUCGGAAUAAGCAAACUGGUCAGUCGGAGGGAUAUGGAUUUGUGGAGUUCUAUUCGCGAGCAACAGCUGAGAAAGUCUUGCAGAAUUUUAACGGGACAAUGAUGCCAAAUACAGAUCAGGCAUUCCGUCUUAAUUGGGCUUCAUUCAGCGCAGGUGAAAGGCGUUCUGAGGCUGCUACUUCUGAUCUCUCUAUAUUUGUGGGGGACUUGGCCAUAGAUGUUACUGAUGCCAUGCUGCAAGAGACUUUUGGUAGCAGAUUUUCGUCUAUAAAGGGAGCAAAAGUUGUCAUUGAUUCUAAUACUGGCCGUUCAAAAGGCUAUGGUUUUGUUAGGUUUGGUGAUGAAAAUGAGAGGACAAGGGCAAUGACCGAAAUGAACGGUGUUUUUUGUUCCAAUAGACCCAUGCGAGUAGGUGUUGCAACGCCCAAGAAAACUUAUGGCUAUCAACAACAACAAUAUUCUUCACAAGCUGUAGUGUUAGCUGGUGGACAUCCGUCUAAUGGUGCUGUGGCCCAAGGUUCUCAGUCCGACGGGGAUUCUAACAACACAACAAUAUUUGUUGGAGGGCUUGAUUCUGAUAUCAGUGAUGAGGAUCUGAGACAACCGUUUUUGCAAUUUGGUGAUGUUGUCUCUGUGAAAAUUCCAGUGGGUAAAGGGUGUGGUUUCGUUCAAUUUGCUGACAGAAAGAAUGCGGAGGAAGCAAUUCACGCAUUGAAUGGAACAGUGAUUGGGAAGCAGACAGUGCGUCUUUCUUGGGGCCGCAGUCCAGGAAAUAAGCAUUGGAGGUCUGAUUCCAACGGCGGCCAUUACGGUGGUCAGGGUUAUGGAGGCCAUGGAUAUGGAGCGAGACAGAAUCAAGAUAUGGGUAUGCAUCCUACUGCUGCAAUUCAAGGUGCUUCGUAACGGGCCGUUGCAGAACUCGGUUAGGAUGGAUUUUAUUGCUCUCUGAAUCAAACUGUAGUAUUAUUUUUAAAUUUGUAGUAUUGUUAUAUGUGUUUGAUUCCUAAGAUUGUAUUAAAAUGUCUGAAAUUUUGGAGUGAACCUGACCCAUUAAACAUGGGUCAGGUGUUUUUGGUUUUUAACCCUUAAAAGUUAAAACAAUAUUGGUCGUAGACAGCCAAGAUUAUUUUUAAUACUAUCUUUACACAGUGCAAUGUAGCUGUUUGAGUCA